This is a messenger RNA of Lytechinus variegatus (green sea urchin), 2141 nucleotides long. RefSeq names its product tryptophan--tRNA ligase, mitochondrial-like. Lineage: Eukaryota; Metazoa; Echinodermata; Echinoidea; Temnopleuroida; Toxopneustidae. Gene Ontology annotation, biological process: mitochondrial tryptophanyl-tRNA aminoacylation. Gene Ontology annotation, cellular component: mitochondrial matrix; mitochondrion. Gene Ontology annotation, molecular function: tryptophan-tRNA ligase activity; ATP binding. The coding region runs from base 266 to 1420 and encodes 384 amino acids. The record is from RefSeq and is a predicted model, not a curated record. The transcript is spliced from 6 exons.
ACUAGAUCUUUGAGAGGUUUGGUGAAAAAAUACAGAAGCUGCAUAUAGAUAGUACCACACCAGUAAAUUCAAUGACAAAUUGUGUGAGUGCCAUUCCGCUAGCUUGUCAACAAACUAGAGGUUUAAGUUACUGAGUGUGAGCUGUGCGAGCUACGACGAGUACGACAUUUCACGAGCGGGAGCCAGCGAUCCCACGCCAGUGAGCCCGGGUCGUUGACAAGGAGGAAACCGCUGAAUUCCUGAAAAGUGGAACAGUGCAUUGAUCAUGGCGCUCAAUCCAUCAUCAGCGUUUAGAAUGAGAGCACUGAACAUGAUGAAGUGUAUUUCUUAUGCAUCAGUUUCUCGAAGAACUAAUUUUUGGAUACAAGGACAGGGCAAGGGAUUUCAUCAAAGUUCAAAUUUACUCAACGAAGUUCUGAUGAACAUGACAAAGGAAAAGCGCAUUUUCUCCGGGAUCCAGCCUACGGGGGUGCCACACAUCGGCAACUACCUUGGAGCUAUCCAGAACUGGAUCCAGCUCCAGGAAGAGGAGAAUACCGAGAUGAUCCUGAGUAUAGUGGAUCUUCAUUCCAUCACUCUCCCCCAGGAUCCCAAGGAGUUAAGGGAGAGUAUCCUUACCUCUGCUGCUGUUCUCCUUGCCUGUGGAAUCGACCCUGAUAAAAGUAUUCUCUUCCAGCAGUCAAGUGUCCAUCAGCAUGCCGAGUUGAGUUGGAUAUUGGGCUGUAGAACAACACUUGCUAGGCUAGGACAGUUCCCACAAUGGAAGGCUAAAGCAGGGAAUGAUAAGACCAAGUCCUGUGUUGGUCUGUACACCUACCCAGUCCUCCAGAGUGCAGACAUCCUCCUCUACAAAGCUACUCAUGUUCCAGUAGGUGAAGACCAGAUGCCACAUCUGGAGCUGGCUCAAGAUUUAGCCAGGAUCUUUAACAAUGCCUAUGGGGAAUUCUUUCCAGCCCCCAAAACAAUUGUGGGUGACUUCAAGAAGAUCAAGAGCCUACGCAACCCUGAACAGAAGAUGAGCAAAUCAGAAUCAGAUCCUAAGGGAAAGAUAGAACUGACCGAUUCCUGUCAGGAUAUCCGCGAGAAGUUCAAGAAAGCAAAAACAGACUUUAUCUCAGAAGUGACCUUUGACCCUGAGACGCGACCUGGGGUGUCCAACCUUGUAGCCAUCCUGUCGGCGUUUACAGGGAAAGAACCGACCAAGAUAUGUGAGCAGGUUGAGAUCAUGAACACGGCUCAGUUCAAGAUGGUCGUGGCUGAUGUGGUCAAUGAGAAGUUGGAACCUAUUAGGAAUAAAGUUUGUGAACUCAGAAAGGACAAGGCCUAUCUGGAAGAGGUUUUGAAGACAGGACAGAAAAGGGCGCAGGAGAUUGCAGAAACAAAUCUUGAUACUGUGAAAAGGAUGGUUGGGUUAUCAUAGCAGCAGGUGCACAUGGGUUGAAGGACUGCAGUCGUGAUCCUAGCUGGUGUCCAAGGAAUUCCAGUUUGUGCGUACUCUAGGAACAAACUUGGGACCAUUAAUGCAAAUUUACAAAUGCCACAUCUAUUAGAAGGAAUACCACUCAGCAUUUCUCACAGUCUGUUUCCUCACAUUCCCAUUUUUCUUGUCAAUGCUGAAAUGGGAUUUGUGAUGAAAGGGCACUGAGCAGGACUCCUGAAGAAAGACAAGGCUCAGAUUUUUCUUUUACUAUUAAAGUGCCUAAGGCUAAAGAUGACUUUAUUUACAAGUACUUUAUCAGUGAUGUUAAUGUCGUGCAAUUUCAAGAUAUGAGAUAUUUUAUUAACAUUUUCUCCUGAUAUGGCAGUUCCUUAUCUAGGGGCCUGUUUCAGGGUUUGAGUUGGGUUUUUAUUGCAUUAUACCUUUUUUAAAUGAGGUGAAAAAUUAUGAAGUGAAUGAAUGAAUGAAUGAAUGGAAAAGUUGCAUUGAAAUGCAACUCAAAAAUUUGACCUCAAAAGUGUUUCUGAUUGGAUGCAAAUCAAGAUGCAUUUCAAUUUUUUAGUCAUUUUAUUUAGUUGUUUUAAGUACCAAUUCAUUAGGAUUCCAUAUGCAUGCUGCAUCAAAUUUGUACAUGUAUUCUUGUAUGAUGUUAAAUUCACAUGUACAUGUACAUGCAUGGGUGAGGGAGAACUUUAUUGCAUUU